Messenger RNA from Nerophis lumbriciformis (worm pipefish), 1581 nucleotides. The record is from RefSeq and is a predicted model, not a curated record. Lineage: Eukaryota; Metazoa; Chordata; Actinopteri; Syngnathiformes; Syngnathidae.
AUGUACCAGGAGGUGGCUUUCCUGGCCGGCAGCACAGAGAACCAGUUCACUACUUUCCACUUUAAACGAGUGGAGAACCUCCAGGAGGUAUCCUCCAAGAAGGGUGUCUUUUACAAGCGGGCCCAGCACCUGCUCAAGCCGCUGAACCGACAGCAGGACACCGACGAAGGGGCGGCCAUUAUCAACGUGGGAGGAAUCAAGUACCGCAUCCCUUGGUCCACCUUGGAUGAGUUCCCCAUGACCAGGCUGGGGAAGCUGCGCGGUUGCAGUAAUGAAGCAGAGAUCAUGGACGUGUGCGACGACUACGACGGCAGCCGCAAUGAGUUCUUCUUCGACCGUAGCCCGUCGGCCUUCCGCACCAUCGUCACCUUCUUGGCGGCGGGCAAACUGCGGUUGCUCAGGGAGAUGUGCGCCCUGUCCUUCCAGGAGGAGCUGCUUUACUGGGGCGUGGAGGAGAACAAGCUAGACUGGUGUUGCCUGAGAAAGCUGCGUCUCCGCCAAGAAGAGUACAAGGAGAUGCGGAGGCUGGAGGAAGAGGAGGCCGAGUUGGUCACGCCACAGUCCUGCGAGGAGAGCCAGCAGCUGGCUGAUGAGCCGGAAGAUGACCAGGGAGGCGGCUGCAUGCGUAGACUGAGGGACAUGGUGGAGAACCCUCACUCCGGAAUCCCUGGGAAGAUUUUUGCCUGUCUCUCCGUGUUGUUCGUGGCCAUCACUGCCGUGACGCUUUGUGUCAGCACCAUGCCGGACCUCAGGGAAGAGGAGGAGAGGGGGGAGUGCUCUCAGCGAUGCUUCAAUAUUUUCGUGCUGGAGACAGUGUGUGUGGCGUGGUUUUCUCUGGAGUUCGUGUUGCGCUUCAUCCAGACUCAAAGCAAGUGUAUGUUCUUGCGCACACCGCUCAAUGUUAUCGACGUGGUGGCUCUGUUGCCCUACUACAUCACGCUCAUCGUAGACUCACUGUCAGCGGGCGGCAAGCCAGCGGGUUCCGGGAACAACUACCUAGAGAAGGUGGGCCUGGUCCUCCGCGUCCUGCGGGCCUUGCGGAUAUUUUACGUCAUGAGGCUGGCCCGCCAUUCGCUGGGCCUGCAGACGCUGGGCCUGACGGUGAAGCGGUGCACACGGGAGUUCGGCCUUCUGCUGCUCUUCCUGUGCGUGGCCAUGGCGCUCUUCUCUCCGCUGGUGUUCCUCGCUGAGAGUGAGUUUGGCGCAAAGCAAGAGUUCACCAGCAUCCCGGGCAGCUACUGGUGGGCUGUCAUCUCCAUGACCACUGUGGGCUACGGCGACAUGGUGCCGAGGAGCAUCCCCGGCCAGGUGGUGGCGCUCAGCAGCAUCCUGAGCGGCAUUCUGCUCAUGGCUUUUCCCGUCACGUCUAUCUUUCACACAUUCUCCAGGUCCUACGUGGAGCUGAAGGAGGAACAGAACCGAGCAACAAGGCAGAAGCCCGACUCGCAGGACAGCACAAAAUCUCAGAACAGCGAAGACUCGCAGGACACGGACAGCUACCAAGGAGCAGCAGGAGCCGCCGUCUUGGCCGCGCACAGAAGGAAGUCCUUGGCUCCGCACAGAGAGCAUGCCAAAACUUAG